AUGGCUCCAUUACGCGCUACUCUCGACUACUAUGACUACAUGGGCAUCGCACAAGAUGCAGAUGACAAUCAGAUCAAAGCUGCAUAUAGACAGCUAGCAAAACUGUAUCAUCCGGACAGAAAUCGUGGCAACGAUGAGGCCAAGGCAAAGUUUCAGACGCUCCAAGAAGCAUACUCUAUACUUAUCGACAUCGAAAAGCGCAGACAGUACAACCAAAUCUACCCUUCCAUCCGUACCAAAUAUGCCACCCCGAAGGCCUCUGCCAAUGACAGAGGCACAGCCCAGUGGGACAGCACCACAACGAAACCAGCGCAAGACAACGACGCGUCCUUGCGAGUAUUCCAGGAACAGCUUAGCACAAUCGACAGAGAGCUGCAAGCCCUCUACCAGAGUCUUAACCGGACAAAAGGCACUUUGAAAGAGAGUCAGGGGUCCUUAGACGAGGUCUUAGCUGCUCUACAAAAGCUGGACUUGGAAGACAGAGAAGACGAGGCCGCAGAAGUCUUAAGUAAUGGUUGGUACAGCUACCUUUUUGGGGGACAAAAGUCGUCCGCUCAAGAAGAGGAAAGAAAAAACAAUAGAGCUAGGCGCCAGACGGAACGGCGGGUUGGGCGCCUCGUGCAUGAAUCUAAACGCUCAAGAUGCAGGGACAAUGUCAAAGGCCUACAGGGAACCUUGGCAGAGCUGGAAAUUAAGGUCGAAUUGAAGGAGGCACAACGGAAAUUCGUUUUGCGAAAACGCGAAGAUGCUAAGCGUGCUGCUGAAUGGGCUCGCGUAUACGCAGAACAACAGGCCGCACGGCAGAAAAAGCAAGAAGAAGCACAGAGAGCUCAGGAGGAGGAAAAAAAGGCCCAGGAGUGGUCCAGAAAACAUCAAGAGGAGUCCAGAAGGUUUGAAGAAGAGAUCAGGAAAUCCCAAGAGGACGCCUGGAAAGCACGAGCGGACGAGUUCAGGAAGCGCAGAGAGCGAGACGAGAAAGCUCGUAAGGAAAAAGACGAGAAUGAUCGCAGAGAGAGAGAAGAGAGGGUUCGCAAAGAAAACGCCGAGAAAGCUCGCAAAGAAAGAAUUGAAAAGGCCCGAAAAGAAAGCGAGGAGAGAGCUCGCAGGGAGAGAGAGGAGAGGCUACGCAAAGAAAGAAUUGAAAAGGCUCAAAAAGAAAGCCAGGGGAAAGCUCGCAGGGAGAGAGAGGAGACAGAUCGCAGAGAGGCUGCAAUCUUAAAUUCUGACCAGUGGUUGAAAAAGACCCGCGAAGCGAAGAAAGCACAGGAGGCUGAAGCAGCCCGACGAUGGGAGACAGACGUCCUGAAGGAGACCCGGAAGACAAAUGGGAAGGGCAAGACCCCACACAGAGCGGCCGCUUGUUCGCAUAAGACGUGGUGGAUCAAGGUGGAUGGUGGACACUUGUGCAAGCAUUGCGAAGAGCUCACCUUUCGGUUCGCAUACAAGUGUCCUGACUGUCUGACAAUGGCCUGUGCAGGUUGCAUGCGCAGCUUGAAGGCUUAG
Molecule: messenger RNA, 1503 nt
Organism: Grosmannia clavigera kw1407
Lineage: Eukaryota; Fungi; Ascomycota; Sordariomycetes; Ophiostomatales; Ophiostomataceae
Product: chaperone protein
Exons: 2
Coding region: 1-1503 (500 amino acids)
Source: RefSeq, a predicted model, not a curated record